Ipomoea nil (Japanese morning glory) is the source of this 1140-nucleotide messenger RNA. RefSeq names its product zinc finger BED domain-containing protein RICESLEEPER 2-like. The record is from RefSeq and is a predicted model, not a curated record. Gene Ontology annotation, molecular function: DNA binding. The coding region runs from base 1 to 1140 and encodes 379 amino acids. The transcript is spliced from 3 exons. Lineage: Eukaryota; Viridiplantae; Streptophyta; Magnoliopsida; Solanales; Convolvulaceae.
AUGGAAGUAAUGAGAGAGUCUGCGGCUCAUUGGAUCAUGAUGCAUGAGCACCCAUUUAACAUUUUGGAGGAAGUAGGAUUUAACAUCAUGAUGAAACGAGGAAUGCCAGAGUGGAGAAAGAUUAGUAUAAGCACAAACAGAUCAAACUGUUUGAAGGUUUAUGAACUUGAAAAGAAAAAGUUGAAGCACAAUCUUGAAUCCGUUAGCAAAAUAUGUGAUGCUAUAUUUAGGUGCAUGAAAGAUUGGGGAAUUGAAAAGAAGGUUUUUACAAUUACGGUUGAUAAUGCUACUAGUAAUGAUUCUGCAAUUCGGUACAUGAAGGAUACACUUCAAAGAUCAAGAAGUUUGGUAUGUGGAGGUCGUUUAUUUCAUGUUCGAUGUUGUGCACACAUUUUGAACUUGUGUGUUCAAGAUGGAUUAGACGAGAUUCGACAUGUCAUUAGGGAUGUUAGAGAUAGUGUCGAAUAUGUGAACCGAUCGGAGGCAAGACGUAUACAGUUUGCAGAUUGUGUGCAGCAAUUACAGUUGAAAGAUAGAAAAUUGAUCCGUGAUUGUAAAACAAGAUGGAACUCGACUUUUGAGAUGCUAAGUUGUGCACUCAAGUUUAAAGAAGCGUUUAAGAUGUUAAAUGAUCGUGAUCCAUUCUUUGACAGUUGUUGUGGGUACCCUACUUCAAAUUUAUUUCUUCAAGAAGUUCAGAAAAUCAAAGCAGCCUUGGAUAGUCAUGCAAAUGAUGAGGAUUCCUUCAUUAAGGAUUUGGUUGGGAAAAUGAAAAUGAAGUUUGAUAAAUAUUGGGGUGAGUGUAAUUUGUUGAUGGCUAUAGGUGCUGUUUUUUAUCCAACAAAGAAGAUGCUUGCUGUUGAGUUUUGUUUUCCUAGACUGUAUUCUGAUAUUGAAGCUAAGGAAAACAUUUCAAAAGUGAAAGAGAUCAUCAAUACUCUUUAUGAAGAGUAUGUUGCUGAAGCAAUGAACAAAGGCAUUUCUGAAAAUUUAGGUUCUUCUACAACUUUUGGGAGCCAAGUAAGCCGUCAAAAUUCUACAUACGAUUGGGAUGAUUUUGAUGAUUAUUGUGCUCAAGUUGAAACUUCAGAGCCUAAGAAAUCAGAGUUAGCAGACUAUCUUGAAAAAAGGCCGUCUUAA